Molecule: messenger RNA, 1992 nt
Organism: Folsomia candida
Lineage: Eukaryota; Metazoa; Arthropoda; Collembola; Entomobryomorpha; Isotomidae
Product: oxygen-dependent choline dehydrogenase
Exons: 7
Coding region: 1-1152 (383 amino acids)
Molecular function (GO): flavin adenine dinucleotide binding; oxidoreductase activity, acting on CH-OH group of donors
Source: RefSeq, a predicted model, not a curated record
AUGGAGAUUGCCGCAUUCCUUCUCGGAAGUGUGGCUCUUAUGAUCCAACUAUUUGCAAAACAGGCCGAAAUCGCGGAUAUUGCGAAAACCACGAUAGAACUGGAAAAUGACUCGAGCUUACCUCUACCCAAAACUUACGACUUCAUAAUUGUCGGAGCCGGAACGGCGGGUUGCUUACUGGCCGGGAGAUUAUCAGAAAAAUUCUCCGUCCUACUUUUGGAGGCUGGUGGAUCUCCUCCCCCAGCAGCGGCGGUCCCAUUUUUCUCUGGAACUGUAGGCAGCGAUCCAGAUAUUAAUUAUUUUUUUAAGACGGUCGACAUGACGUAUGGAGGGGUGGCGACUGUUCACACGGGCAAAAUGUUGGGAGGGUCGGGAUCUCACAAUGAUUUGGUGCACAAUCGUGGCAGAUACUACGGAACCGAUGGACCAAUUGUCGUUCAAUCGGUGGAAUUUCCCAUUCUUCCAAUUUGGUUUGAGGCUGGAAGGGAAUUGGGAUAUAAAAUUGGCGAUCCAAACGGAUAUCAAACUGAAAGUUUCCAACCAUCCAACACACCAACGCGUAAUGGGCAGAGGAGCAGCACAUAUGCCGAAUUUGUGAAGCCUUACGAAAAUACGAGAGAAAAUUUAACCGUGGUCCGAUACGCGAACGUUUCUGAGGUUUUACUGAAUGCUAACAAUGAAGCCUACGGCGUGGCAUACACGCGUCAUGGACAUCCUCAAAUAAGUUACGCGUCCAAAGAAGUUAUCGUGAGCGCUGGGGUUUUCUCAACACCGUUGCUUCUCAUGAAAUCUGGAAUCGGACCAAUUGAAACUUUGGAGGCUGCAGAGAUUCCUGUCAAGGUUCCACUACCCGCUCUCGGUAAAAACGUUUCCGAACACCCAGCCCUCUGGCUUGGACCGUGGUAUCCGGAAUCUGAUAAUAUUUCCCUGUUUCAUCAAGUCAUGCAUCCAGACGCUACCGAAGCAUUUGUUGCACAAUAUCAGCGUGGCGAAGGACCUCUCGCAUAUUUUGGUGAAGGUCCACAAAUGUUUAAAGUAACGUCAAGGGCACGACCAGAUUGGCCAAACUUAUCGGUCACCAUCCAUUUGCAACCGAUUCGAAACCCGGGUGAUCGCCCCACCGUGUUCUUUUAUGUUGUCCCAAGUUUAUAAAACCUGGCAAAUCAAUCAAAUUAAGAUCCGCCACUUCAAGCGGUGAGAAGAUCGUCAACGUGAUUGGAAUGCGGGAGAUAUUUCGCCCUUCACCUGCGAGAUUAACUGUCUGGUUGGCAAUUUCUUCUCUAAUCAGGGAAAAAUCGUGUAUCUUUUCCCGAGGUCGAUGCAGAAAAAUUCCAUGCUCGAGACAAUUGGAAUUCCGCAGUUCUUGUCGCGCUGCGGGGGAGGAAAUCUUUCCCGACAAGAGCUUCAAGGAGGCUGGACUUUCCGGUACCCUUCCCACCCAAGAGAGCAAUUUGUGGCAGAUCUACAUACGACCAUAAGACAGUAAUUAAUUGAAAGAAAAAUCGAGAAAGUAAUUACUAACUAUGUAGAUUUUAAUUACUUUGUGACAAUGUAAUUGUAAUUAAUAAUUCAUUAAGUGGUAAUUAAUUAAUUAAUUAAUUACUUCAUAUGUAAGCAAGUAGUAAUUAAUUGAAGUAAUUAAGCAAUACUGGCUAAAAUAAGAAUUAGUAAUAAUUCUCGAAGGCAAAAAUACCACUUACCAAACCCAAAUUCCUUGCCACAACGAGCAAAUACCUCUUUUAUAUUAGAAAUUAAAGGAAGUAAAUCCUCCAUUUCAGUUGGAUAUUCAAAUUAAACAAUCACAAACUAUUAAUUAUUUGAAAGUAAAUUUAAAAUUCAACAAAGCGAAGAUAAUAAAUAAUCUAGAGAAAAAAAUCUGGAGUUUUUAGUAUGUACUUGCAAGUGGAAAUAGCAGGGUUCAAUUUCUACUUAAAAAUGUCUCCCCAGGAUUUCUUAUCACUAAAUGAGUCACAGCCUGUGACUCAUGCACGU